CCGUCCUUCUUCUUUGCAGCCACCAUGAAGUUCAGCGGGCUGAUGCACCUGGACCAGGUGGAGGGCCAGGACGUCUUCUACACGCCGGAGAUGGAGGACCCCAAGUCUGAGCUGUUCGGAGAGACGGCCCGCAGCAUCGAGAACGCCCUCAGCGACUUGUUCAGGAAGUCGAAGGUGCAUAAGGACUUCAUGAGCGUCAGGGUUCGCAACCUGGCGCCCAGCAACUCCAUCCUGGCCUUCGUGGAUGCGCAUUUCAGACCAGAUACGCGGUACAAGGUGGAGGACAUCGUGAGGGCGCUGAUGAAGCAGCUGAAGGCCUCCAAAGACACCAGCAUCUCCGUGAAGAAGCCCGAGGAGGAGAAUAUUCGCUUCACCAAUUACGGUCUGUCCUCCACGCAGCUCUUCACCACCACCACCACCAUCACCACGGCGGCGGUCACCACGGCCGCCGCCCCGGCCACCACCACCCGACCGCCGCACACGUCCAACUACGUCACGCGCCGCCCAGCCGGCACCACCCGCCGGCCCUUCAGGCGCACCACCACGGCCGCCCCGGUGACCACGCCCGUCCCUGCCACCGCCGCCGCCGCCACCACCACCGCCGUUGCCCCGGCGACCACCGUGGCCCCGGCGAGGAGGAAGCCCCACCACACGGGCGGCAAGCCGUGCGACUCCCACCCCUGUCUGCACGGGGGCACCUGCGAGGACGACGGCGGCGACUUCAGCUGCAAGUGCCCCGCGGGGCGAGGAGGGGCCGUCUGUGAGAAGGUGAUCAAGUACUUCAUCCCGUCGUUCGGAGGACAGUCCUACCUGGCCUUCCGCACGAUGACGGCGUACCAUACUGUCCGCAUCGCCAUGGAGUUCAGAGCGUCAGAGACGACCGGCCUGCUGCUCUUCAACGGCCAGAUGCAGAAGAAGGACUUCAUCUCUCUGGCGCUCGUCAACGGCAAGGUGGAGCUCAGGUUCAACACGGGAUCAGGAACGGGGACGGUGCUCAGCAACGUGCAGAUCAGCCUGGGCCACUGGCACCAGCUGGUGGUGACGCGUAACCGCCGCACCGCCAUGCUCAGCGUGGACAACGAGCCGCACAUCCAGGGCGAGACGCCGCGCGGCACCGACGGCCUCAACCUGGACACCAACCUGUUCAUCGGGGGCGUGACGGAGGAGCUGAAGCAGGAUGUGCGGGAUCGGACCGGCGUGGCCGCCGGCCUGGUGGGCUGCAUCCGCCUGCUGGACGUCAACAACCGCAUGCUCAACCUGCAGGAGACGGGCGGCGACAGCCUGUUCGGCAGCGGCGUGGGCGAGUGCGGCAACAACCCCUGCCAGCCCAACCCCUGCAAGAACGCCGGAGAGUGCCAGAUCAAGGAGGCCGAGAUGUUCCACUGCCGGUGCAGCCGGGGAUUCUGGGGUCCGACGUGCGCCGACGUCCACGACCCGUGCGUGCCCAGCAAGUGCCACGAGAGCUCCCAGUGCCAGGCUCUGCCCGAGGGCGGCUACAAGUGCGAGUGCCCCAUGGGCCGCGAGGGCAAGCACUGCGAGAGAGUGGCGGAGAGGAGGGGCGCCUACAUGCCGCAGUUCAACGGGGACUCGUACCUGGAGCUGAAGGGCCUGCAGCACUACGGGCACAAGCUGCAUCAGAAGGUCAGCAUGACGCUGGUCCUGAUGGCCAACGACUCCAACGGUGUGAUCUUCUACAACGGCCAGAAGUCGGACGGCCGAGGAGACUUCAUAUCCCUGUCCCUGAACAACGGCUUCCUGGAGUUCCGCUACGACCUGGGCAAGGGCCCGGCCACUAUCAGGAGCAGGGAACCCAUCCAGAUGAACGUGUGGAACACCAUCGACCUGGAGCGCUCCAACCGCAAAGGGGAGAUCAUGGUUAACAAGAAGGACGCCGUCCGGGGAGAGGCACCAAACGAGCACUCUGAACUCAACCUGAAGGAGUCCCUGUACGUCGGAGGAGCUCCCGACUACAGCAAGCUGGCCAGAGCCGCCGCGCUCACGGAGGGCUUCAAGGGCACGAUCCAGAAGAUCAUGCUGAUGAGCACGCCGGUCCUCAGGGAGGAGUACGCCAUGAGCUCCAGCAACGUGGCCAUGUUCCAGGGCCACCCCUGCUCCCGGGAGCCCUGCCUGAACGGCGGCCGCUGCAGCCCCAAGAUGGAGGCGUACGAGUGUGCCUGCGCGCCCGGAUUCUCGGGGGAGAACUGCCAGAACGCCAUCCACGAGAAGUCCGCCGGCCAGACCGAAGCCGUGGCCUUUGACGGACGGACGUUCAUCGAGUACCACAACGCUGUUACGAGGAGCGAGAAGGCCCUGCUGGUGAACAAGUUCGAGCUGAGCGUCCGCACCGAGGCGACGCAGGGCCUGGUGCUGUGGAGCGGGAAGGGCGUGGAGCGCUCCGACUACAUCGCCCUCGCCAUCGUGGACGGACACGUGCAGAUGACCUACGACCUGGGCUCCAAGCCGGUGGUGCUGCGCUCGUCGGUGCGGGUGGACACCAACCGCUGGACGCGCGUCAAGGCCAGCAGAGCGCUGCGGGACGGAUCCCUGCAGGUGGGCAACGAGGCGCCGGUGACGGGGUCGUCUCCCCUGGCGGCCACGCAGCUGGACACGGACGGAGCCCUCUGGUUAGGUGGACUGGAGGAGCUGUCGGCCGCCCGCCGGCUGCCCAAGGCCUACAGCACCGGCUUCGUGGGCUGCAUCAAGGACGUGGUGGUGGACGGCGUGGAGCUGCACCUGGUGGAGGACGCCCUGAACAGCCCCAAAAUCUUACACUGCUCCGCCGCCGCCAAAUAACCAGCAGAGACAGAAUACUGCAAGAAACGGGGGGGAAAAGUAAAAAAGAAAAAGAAAAAAGCAUAAAUGAAUAAACCCUCCCGACCCAGUCCCUCCAUCGCGCCCGUGUCUCCUGCUGUAAUUAUUUUCUAUUUUUGUAUACUUUUCAUCGCUUUUUAUAUGGAACGAAAAUGAAUAUGUUGUUCUAAUUUUUGUUUUAUAUAUUUUGCAGUUUUGUUUUUUUUUUAAUUAUGCAUCAUCUUUUUCCAGUAAUUCCUUCAAAGCAUCUCUGUGGAAAAAGAGAUAUUUUCUUAAUUUUAGUCAUCAGAAAGGUUUUUUGUUGCUAUAUUUGUUGUUUUUUUUGUUUUUUCACUCUUCGCUUGAAAGCGGCGGACCUCGCUGACCAACUCCGGCCCCCGUUUCUCGAGCACGGCCCCCCCUCGCACCCUCGAGGAUGAAUCCCCCCCCCCAACCACCCAAAAGAGCGGGAACACGGCGUUUGCUCGAGAGCAAAAACUGAACCCCGGUAUCCAGUCUGCUAUAUUUUUCCUAACAGGGACUUUUCAAAUCUCCGUCAAGCUGCUACAAGCCAACGAGUCCACAGUCGAAGCCACUCGAUCGACCCACAUCUCACCGCUGCAACACGAAAAAAAAAGAGGAAAAAAAAAAACUCUCCUGUCGAUCUCAUCAGAGCCUUUAGUUUUGAAAUAUGACUCACUAACACGGCAGCGCGGCGCCGCGGAGAGAGCGCCGCUUUCCACGACGACUCCCAUCCCAUUAGUCAUAAGUCAAGAAAUGAAUCAUAGAUACAAAUAAAUGUUCUAAAUAUAGACUAUAUAAAUAAUACCUGAGACUGUGAAUAUGUAAGAUGGGUUUUCCUUUGGAGCGUUGCGCUUCCCAUGUGCUCUUUGUGCGUUCUGUUCUCCCAUCAGCUGAUGAGCUGCUGUUGACCACUAUAAAUGCAUGCACUUCUGCAGUGUUGGUUUGGAUCUGGGUUCUGUUUGUUUUUUAAUCACAUUUUGUUCCAGAACAAACAAACAAAAAAAAAAAAAAGAUAUUUGAAAAAUGUCACUGUUAACUUUUCCUGUCAUUUCCACCUGAUAUGAUUCCAGAAAGUACAAAAUCGGGAGUCAAGUUUUAAGACUUUUUUUUAUUCCGUGUAUAUUUUUAUUUUCUCUCUCCUCCCACCUGGCUUUGGUUUUUUUUUCUUUUUUUUCUGUAUUUUUCUUCUUGGCAGCAGUUAGUUUUGCAGGAACUGGAACGGAGCGCGAGGGAGGAGUUGUUUCCGUCUCCGACCUCGAGGAGGCGCCGAGAGCAAAAGACUGAGGAGAAGGACGGACAGAGAGGAGGCGAGGACAGCCGCCGCUCACGCAGCAGUCAAUCAAUCAAAAACAAAAAAACACCCACCCAUCCUUUUCACCUCAGAACAUUCCCAGAGGAACACCUUUUUUAUUUUUCUUGGCUGUUGAAUGAGAGAAAAACAGAGCGAGCGAAAGAGAGAGCGAGCGAGAGAGAGAGACACUGGUUUGUUCUUAUGACCUUUUUGAAGCCAUAACAGCCGCAAAAACUGAGGAAAAGAUACUUUAAUCCCACAGUACUUUGCAAGUUAACAUAGCAACGCAUGAGUUUGUACUGCUAAUGCGAAUCCUGUACCUUUCAGCGGACUGUCGCAGCGUGACGUCGACUCGGGCCGAACGCUAGAGGCCGAGGCGACCGACUUUAAGAGAUGUUUGUUUUGAUAUACGAGAACCUUGGCAAUAUACUAAGACUAAAAAUCAUGCCUGUUCGUGGUCGAGUAUCGAAUGGUCUGUACUUUUAUUUUCUUUUUUUUUUUUGGUUUUGUUUUAAUAUGUUUCCCUCCUUAAGUCAUCGAACAACCUGUUUUUGUACAGCCCUGCGAUUUCCAAGUGUAAAUUUAACAAAUGUGUGAUCUGUGGAGGUUUAUGUUUUUAGUAAUAUACACUGGAGCCAUGUCUGACUUGUGUGUUCACCCAUAGAAUGAUGCACCUCUGUACUUCUGGAGAGGGAUGGCCCCUAAAACUGUAACUAUAUAUAUAUAUACAUACAGAUAUAUAUAUAUAUAUAUAGAUAUAUUCUUUUAUUUGUGUUCAAACUCUGGGUGUCCACGCCUGACAUGGGAAAUCAUUCUUUUGUCCCGAGGCACGUUCAAAUCCCUGCACCCUCUCAGUUAACUUUGGACAUUUUCUUAAUCGAAUCUGACACAAAAAUAAGGAUCUGUGUAAUUGGAUGGACCCGACACCCGUAAAGACGACCACGGUCCACAGCUGGGAUGGAAACUAUGAAUUGCCUUAAAAUCCUGUCGCCUUGACUGCGAGCAGGUGACAAAGACGUCAUCCAUGUAUCCUUUUCCUUACUUUAGCCAGUGUAUUAGCCUCAUCCCAAUAAUGUUAAAUCAGUAAUAAUGCAUAAUGAUGAUAAUAAUAACUAUACUAGUAAUAAUCCCCAUACAUUUAAAGAAAAUGAAAAAAAAAAAAAAAGUACCCCAGAGGGCUUCUGCAAUCGUCCCGCCUGGUUUUUCUAAAAAAAACAAACAAAAAAAUCUUCUAUUUACUGUUUUUGAAUCUGUUUUGGGUUCCUUAUUUAUGUCUACAUGUGGUUUAUCCUCACUGUCUGACCUCUGUAAACUACUGUCUGACUGUGCAGACCUCGUCAAAAGGCAGUGCACCGAGUAAGAGUGGCAUGACCUGAGCAUUACUAACUUUAUGACCUUUGUCUUGUGUUCCUACCACCAUGAAAUAAAAAGUCAAACCA
Molecule: messenger RNA, 5544 nt
Organism: Cololabis saira (Pacific saury)
Lineage: Eukaryota; Metazoa; Chordata; Actinopteri; Beloniformes; Belonidae
Product: agrin-like
Exons: 17
Coding region: 25-2793 (922 amino acids)
Molecular function (GO): calcium ion binding
Source: RefSeq, a predicted model, not a curated record